UUGCCCCCGACCACUUCAACUCUACCAGAGCACAGGACCAUGACGUCACGGGAAUGCUAUUUAAGGACCUGCUUCUGCGAGGGAUCCUUCAGUGGGCGCGGCAGCAGUGCCGAGAUGCAUCGCUCAAAUCCAUUCUUGUUUGCCGUCCAGGUGAGGAAGCGGUUCGGCAAAUCCUUUCGUAGCAGUAAUGUUUGUCUUGUUUUGCUGCCGUGCCCACACGCUUUGCUUGAGUGGUUCUGUGAUCUGUCGAAUUCCUUGCGGUUCCUGUUGUUGCUGGCAGGGGACGUCGAGACUAAUCCUGGGCCCGGGGACAUUACGAUUGAAGAGCAGCUUAAAAUGAUUGCAAAAGACAUCCAAGAGAUAAAGAAUGAAAAACUGGUGACCAAUCAAAAACUUGGAGCGAUAGAUAAAAAGCUGGAAAAAAUAGGCAAAAUGGAAAAGCAGAUCUUGGAAUGCGUAGAAAGGGUUGACAAACUCGAUCACCUGAUACUGUCCUUGACUAAGAAAGUCGACGAAUUAGAUAACAGAGGCCGCAGGUCUAAUCUUGUCGUAUACGGUGUUAAGGAAAUCGAAAAUGAGAGCCCCCAAGAUCUGCUCGAUGCUGUUGAGAAAUCAAUCUUUGAAGAUACGAUAGGAAUAAAAACGGCUGGCAUCGAAAGAAUCCACCGUCUUGGGCGAAAACAAACGACUGAUAAUCCCAAGCACAGACCUGUCAUUUUGAAAUUAUUUGACUACCGGGAUAAAGCUACCAUACUUAGCAAUUGCAGAAAGCUAAAAGGAACUGAAUAUUCAAUUAGUGAGGAUUAUUCGCCUGCAGUAAGACAAAUUAGAAAGAAGCUAUGGGAAAGAACGAAAGUACAUCGAGACCAGAAAGAGAAAGUUUUUUUGUCCUACGAUAAAGUCAAAAUAAAUAAUCGCCUAUACGCCUGGGAUGAUCAAGCGAAAGACAUAGUGGAAGUUGCAAAAAACGAAAGCAUGCACAACGGUCCAGCCACGCGAACUCGAAACCGCCGUCGACCCUAGUUGUUCUCAAUGUUAAUGCGCGCAGCCUCUUGAACAAAAUCGAACAGCUAGAGGCGAUUCUGAUCGCUCUUGAACCUGACAUUAUCUGUGUGACUGAGACAUGGCUGCACGCUGACAUCGCAAACCAUGAAGUAGCCCCUCCGGGCUACUCCAUUGUCCGAAAAGACCGAACAACUAGAGGUGGUGGUGUUGCUUUGCUCAUUAGCCAAGGCAUAAAUUACUCAGUGAUGCCAGAUGUCCCUGGUGUGGAGGCGGUCUGGUGUAGAAUUCAGCUGGGCCAGACCCACGUCUAUGCUGGCGCCGUCUACAGACCACCCCAAGCCGAAAUCUCGUAUCUCGAGCAGCUUCUAGAGUACAUGUAUCAACACAUGCUGGGGAACGCCAUAAUAAUGGGAGGAGAUUUUAAUCUUCCAGAGAUUAACUGGGAGUCGCUGAGCCCAUCCAAUGUAACAAAUAACACCUUGCUGAGCUUUCUGUUUACCUUCAACCUGACCCAAAUAGUA
Messenger RNA from Dermacentor albipictus, 1526 nucleotides. RefSeq lists its product as uncharacterized. The record is from RefSeq and is a predicted model, not a curated record. Gene Ontology annotation, biological process: retrotransposition. Gene Ontology annotation, cellular component: ribonucleoprotein complex. NCBI's taxonomy places the organism in Eukaryota, Metazoa, Arthropoda, Arachnida, Ixodida, Ixodidae. Gene Ontology annotation, molecular function: single-stranded RNA binding.